Molecule: messenger RNA, 1425 nt
Organism: Notechis scutatus (mainland tiger snake)
Lineage: Eukaryota; Metazoa; Chordata; Lepidosauria; Squamata; Elapidae
Source: RefSeq, a predicted model, not a curated record
AUGCUGAUUUCUUAUUUUGAAGCUCUGAUGAGAUUCAUGGGAGACCAGCCAGGCCUAAAGAAACAAGAUAAAAUGGAUUAUAUCUAUGAUAUCCUUCAGUGGUGCAAAGAUAAGAAGACUCUGCAUGAUGAGGUUUACUGCCAGGUUAUCAAGCAAAUCACUGGAAAUCCUAAUAUGGACAGUUGUCGCCUUGGCUGGCAGCUCCUCAGCCUUUUGACUGGAUACUUCCUUCCAUCUAGUACCUUGAGGCCUUACAUCACUGAGUUUUUGCAGCAGAUCUGCUGUGAUAGCACCCACCACUGCUCAGAAAUAGCCAAGGAUUGCCAGAGCAACCUGAGGAAACUAAUCGUGUAUGGAGGCCGUCAACACUUGCCAUUUUUUGCGGAGAUGAGAGCAUUUUUGAAGGGCCACUGUUUCCGCCGGAUAUCAAUCGUCUUACCUGGAGGUGUGCGAUGUAAUGCAAAGAUUAAGAUGUUCGCUGUUACAGCAGAUGUGUUAAAGCAAAUCUGUGAGAACAUAGGAGUUACUGAGUUGGGGGAGAUCCAAGAAUUUGCCAUCCUAGCCAACAAAGACAAAGGCAAGAUGAUAAGGCCUUUGCACCAGGAGGAAUAUGUCCUCGACUAUUUGUUAGAAGAAAGUUCAAUAGAACUACAUUUCUGUAGGAUCACUUGGAAGAUUCCUUUGCACUUCGAUAAUGAGAUCUACAUCAACAUUCAUUAUAACCAGGUCUUGCAGAAAUAUAUGACAGGAACACUGUUGUUGCAGCAAACCAGCAAACUUGGGCAGCAGCUGGGCAUCUUGGCUUUGCUUCAGCACUGGGCCAGAGGAGCUCAGUCGGUCCCUACAAGAGAGGAACUGAAGAAUUACAUCCCUGUUUCAGACACCCACAUCAGCCCAGAUAUCAUUGAAAUUGGCAUGGCUUAUCAACUGGAGACAAUAGAACCACUUGAGCCCCUGCAGGCACAAAUACGUUUUAUUGAACAUGUGAUUCAGCUGCCGCUCUUUGGCUAUAAUGUUUUCUCUGUGGAGAGGAUCAGUGCUCCAGAUAUCUCUUCACCUUGCAUUGUAGGAGUGAACCAGGAGGAAAUUGUUGUCAUGAGCAAGGAAACACAGAGCAAUCAGAUCAUCAUUCCGCUGAAGCAGAUACUACGGAUGAAAUCCUUACGUCCAUUCAGUGCUGCUGGCUUUCCAGGCAUAGAAAUCAACUAUGGCUCAAUAGAAAAUCCCAAGACUAUCUGGUUUGAAUUGAAACAGGCUAAAACAUUAUAUCAUUUGAUUACAAUCAUCGGUGAGGAAUCAGAUUCCCAGGCUUAGUGACAACCAGGAGAAGUUGGCUGCAAUAUCUUUUCCUGGAACUUGAAAAAUGCCCGUAAUCUUUUGAUGUGUCCACUUGCCAACUGCUUUCUCCCAAGUCAAUGUGAGCUA